This is a messenger RNA of Trypanosoma conorhini, 3210 nucleotides long. Its product is annotated as cyclin 5. Bases 1 to 3210 code for a protein of 1069 amino acids. Gene Ontology annotation, molecular function: protein kinase binding. Gene Ontology annotation, biological process: regulation of cyclin-dependent protein serine/threonine kinase activity. Lineage: Eukaryota; Euglenozoa; Kinetoplastea; Trypanosomatida; Trypanosomatidae. The transcript has a single exon. The record is from RefSeq and is a predicted model, not a curated record.
AUGGCGACAGCGGCAGCUGCCGCUGCUGCGACUGAGGCGCCGAUGGAGUCCACAUCGCCUGCUGCUCACUUGCAACGUGCAAAACCACGUGUGCCCCAUCCAUUCUCCGAUCCACAGGCGCCUCCGACAGCCGCGGCGCCAGCGCAGAGACUGAGCGCCUCUAAUAAAAUGGGGGACACUUGCAGCAGUAUCCUCCUCGAGUCUGUGCGGCGCUCGUCAUCCGCGGCAGACGCGGAUGCAUGGACAGCGGCGGGGUCAGUAGGCGUCGCUUCGCACGAUUGGGCUUCCUCGAACAGCAACGUAGCCAAAGCCCAGUGGGCGGCGCCCGCGGCACCGCGCGGCGGUGGUGAAGCGGCCGGCGGUGGUCAGCCAUCGAUUAGCAUGAAUUGGGCUCUCUUUGAGCGCAAAUGGAGUGGGUGGGAAGGAAGUAGCAGCGCCACGGCGGAGCGACCGGGGAGUGACGAUGGCGCGCGGGCAGGGGCCGCCAAAGUGCUCCCCAUAUUUCCCACCCAAAGUGACGACGCCCGUCAAAAGAGCCACGUUGGGGGCGGAGGUGCGUUCGCGGAGCGCAACGAGUUGCAUCGCCAGCACCAGCCAUGCGACCUGACGGCGGGCCACCUCAAUAGCUAUAGCAACCCUAGCGGCCAGUUUCAGGCUGCCUAUGUCUUCCCUCCCAAGAAAACGCAUAGCGGCAACUCACUCCAACAUCACGGGGGAGUUCCUCGGCAUCACCAGACUCACCAACAACAGCAACACCACCACAAUUGUGUCCAUGUUGUUGGUGCUCCUCGUCGGUGCCACCGACGUCGUGGAUUUGGUGCCGCAGCAGUGGAGGUGAUUCGCAACCGGACACUGAAAGGAACUAACUCCCCGCAACACAACACACUCUCCCCCACGUUAAAGGGACGCAAGCAGCAAGUCCGAUCCUGUCACGUCAGUGAACAUGAGCCUCACGUGGGGUUCCCGGUCCCAUUGCCUCGUUCGAAGUUACUCUUGUGUGGUAGGGAAUUGCCCGCGACGCCAGUGGAUGGUGAGGCAAAAACGAAUUUUAGUGCGUCAGAAUCUGAAUUGGGGAGCUGGAUGGUGGGGGAGAACACGCCUACGGCGUUUCUGCUGUCGGCCAUUGCGCCCUUCUAUGACUGUGCGAUCCAGCAACUCAUCAUCCAGUGCGAAAGACGAGUAGCCAAUGCGCCGGUAGUUGUGAAUGAAAUCCCCUGCCAUCAGAAUACUGACACUUUACAGCAACAGCAAUUGUCGUCAUUUUUUGCAAGCAUCCGUUCGUUUGACAUGCAACCCUCCGAGUCUUUUAAGCCCCUUUCAGCAACUCCGGCGAAAUUUUCUUCACCGCAGCUUGCCUUUUCUAUGCAGUCACGUCGUUGUAGCAGUGAGGCUUUACAGCAGCAGCAGCAGCGGAGUGGGUUGGAAGAGCUGCUCGGAACAUCGAACGAUAUGGACUCUACACUCGAUGAGUUACACCGGAGGGGAGGGGAGGGAACUCAAACUGAAGUUGCAGCGGGUGGGGGACUUUUCACGCUUCUGUCAGAGGAGAGACAAGAGCAAGAAACUUCCCCCACGAUGGUGCAGCAGUUAAUUGAAUCUAUUGGGCUUCACGUGGCGUAUGGUGAUGCUGCUCCUAUGGCGUUAAUAGGGGCGCUGGUGUAUAUGUCACGUAUCACGCUGCAGUGUACGUCGGAGCAUUUUGGUGUAACAACGGCAAACUGGUACCGACUCAUUACCAUUGCCAUUUUGGUUGCAACAAAGAUGUACGUAGAUGGGUCGCGACGAUGGAAUGAGCGCAUUGCCAACGCUGCUGGCCUUUCCUUAAAAGAGGUUAAUAAACUUGAGCUGGAUUUUUUGUUUCUUAUUGACUUUGCGUUGCUGAUCAAGGAGGAAGAGGUGGAAGCCUGGGCGGAGUGGAUGGAGUCGGUGGCAAGGCGACGCGGAAUGUCAUCCCAGUUGCGCGCAUUUAUUUUUGGAAGAAGCAGUGGCCCGGCAUCUACCGCCACGACCCCAGUAUCUUCGUUUGCGGGGGAAGAGGUACCCCCGCUAUCACUUUCGCACAUGCCGGCGACGCCCAUGUCCCUUACACCGGCAAACAUGACACCGCAGACCAACGCCCAUUUGUCCCCCGGGGCUAUGCAGUCGGCGGCUGGUUGUUCUCAGCGACCUUCCAUGUCCUCUGUCCCGGAAUUGGGUGAAAAGUGCCCUCAAGGAAAUCCGCAGUUGCAUCCUUCGCCGUCCCCGCUUCCAGCUUGCGAAGCCCCAAGCCCGUUUUCCCCUUCACCUAUGCAUGCUCCACUGGAUCCUCGCAGAACAGAACGUCUUUUUUCCGUUGUACAUGCACCAGAAGAGCCCUUGACGCCACCCAAUCUACAGCAAAUGUCAAGGCUAUUCGAUGAUGCUCCAACGCCCAUGAUGUGGACACCACCCGAGCAAGAGACCAUGUCACCCAUAGAGUUCUUUAAAAGGUCUUCUCGUGUGGAGUGCGCUUGUAAUGAUGACACAACUUUGGAGCGAGCGAGGCACGGCAUGGAGGGGUCGCAAAAAAGUACGGAUAGGAACGACACCCAACAAUUGGAAAUUGAUGCGUUUGCGAGGGAGCAAACUCCUCCACAUCAUCCAAUGAAUGUAUUGUCUCCACCCGAGGGACUUGGUAUGUCAUUACUUCCUCCGGGUGUGGGGUACAACGGUUUUAUAAAUUUCAACAGGAGCGGCAGUAAUAAGGAUAUCCCAUCCACGGACGGAGCGACGUCCCCUGCAACAGUGCCACACGCAGCGUACCCUCUGCACCCGACACACGAUAACACUGUGCGAGGGCAUGCAGCAAAUGUUCCGGCGUUUUCCUACGCCGAAGCCCAAUCCAAGCAGGGCAAGUUGAACACGACUGUGCUGUCACCGCAGAUUCACAGCUGCUCCAAGAGUGGCAAGUUGAUGCACGUGAUUUCGCAGGUACGCGAGGUGUUUGGUGCGACGCGGUCAGUUGUGCGCGGCACCCCCCUCAAUGUACUGAGCCUGGAUGCCGACUGCGAUGGAAGUACCGGCAUUGAAGAGCGAGGCCCAUACAAAAAAGACAAGGAAGUUGACGACUAUGAUGUCGCUGAAUGCGAGGAAGAAGACGGCCAUGAUGAAUUUGAGGAUGAUAUUGAGGAUGACAGGGAAAAUAUCUUUACACGCUUCCACCCGGUGCCGACGCACUCCCCACCGGCAUGA